AUGGCGUUCACCAACGACAGUGCAACAGAAGCUGCCGUGGUUGUCGCCCCCUAUCUGGCGGCCGUGGCCAUCGUUGACAAGGCCAAGCUCAAGCUACAGGCGUCCAUCGUCUCUACGCUGACCAAGUGCAUCCCCUCCUGGAACGACGUGGUGCCCGACUCCGUCGACGUAGAGCAUCUGGGCGGCGCCAUGACCAACCUCAUCUUCUCAGUGCACAAGCCCGAGGGGAAAGACCGCGACGUUCUCGUGCGCGUGUACGGAGAGGGCACCGAGUCUUUCUUCUCGCGUGUGGAGGAGACGCGGCUGUUUCAGCUGUUGAGCGACAAGAAAAUCGGCGUGGAGCUACUAGGCCAGUUCGCCAACGGCAGAGCCGAGAAGCUCAUCCACGGCUCUACGUACACGAGCAAGCGCAUGCGUCUGCCCGACGAGUCUCGCAUCAUCGCCAGACAGCUGCGUGUGUUCCACGAGUUGGACAUCGACAUCGACCGCAAACCCACAUACAUCUCGAGUGUCCGCAAGUUGCUGGAGGUGGCACGCGUCAAGUGCACAGCCGACACGUUCAAGGACAUUUUGGACCUCAAGCAGGUGGCCAGCGACGUGGAUGAGAUGGAGAAGAUUCUGGCCGAGGUCCCAUCUCCCAUUGUCCUGAGUCACAACGACAUGCAGUACGGCAACAUCAUGAAGAAGGACACUGGUGACGCAGUGCUCAUCGAUUUUGAGUACACGAGUUAUAACCCCCGGGGGUAUGACUUGGGUAACCACUUCUGCGAGUGGGCGUACGAUUACCACAAGACGGUCAACCCGCACCUGGGAGACUUCUCCAAGUACCCGACGCAGGAGCAGCAGCGCAACUUCUGUCGUGCCUAUUUGGCCGGUAAGGACGGAGAUGAGAAGGACGUGAGCGAGAACGAGAUCGAAAGUCUGCGACGAGAGGCCAACACAUACUCGCUGGCCUGUCACUUGUUCUGGGCUCUCUGGGGCUAUAUCCAGGCGUCGCAGUCGACAAUCGACUUUGACUUUUUGGCAUACGGCAAAUGCCGCUACGACGCAUUCAAGUCUCGCGUGACGCUCAAGAACUGACGCGAUUUUUCGAAUUUAUUGACGUGUUCCAGUGGUGGGACGUGAGUAG
Messenger RNA from Phytophthora infestans T30-4, 1129 nucleotides. Its product is annotated as choline/ethanolamine kinase, putative. Lineage: Eukaryota; Oomycota; Peronosporomycetes; Peronosporales; Peronosporaceae. The coding region runs from base 1 to 1080 and encodes 359 amino acids. Gene Ontology annotation, molecular function: ethanolamine kinase activity; choline kinase activity. Gene Ontology annotation, cellular component: cytoplasm. Gene Ontology annotation, biological process: phosphatidylethanolamine biosynthetic process; phosphatidylcholine biosynthetic process. The transcript has a single exon. The record is from RefSeq and is a predicted model, not a curated record.